Molecule: messenger RNA, 1439 nt
Organism: Impatiens glandulifera
Lineage: Eukaryota; Viridiplantae; Streptophyta; Magnoliopsida; Ericales; Balsaminaceae
Product: lipid droplet phospholipase 1-like
Exons: 10
Coding region: 173-1249 (358 amino acids)
Source: RefSeq, a predicted model, not a curated record
UUCAUAAUUGUUCACACCUUUAUAUUCUCUUUCUCUCUCUAUAACUCCUCGAACAUUCUUUUUAUCUGUUCGUAGUUGGGAAUCGGAAGAUUACUCAGAAAAUUCCCAUCUGUUCGAUCUAUAUCUCAUUUAUAUUAGCGGUUGACAUGAACUUUGAUAAGCAGCAGGAGUGAUGGAGAACGGUAGACUUGAAACCGACGUAUGUUCAUCAGAAACCGCGAAUGGAGGUAGAAACUUAUGGAGCUGUGAUGUGUCCGACGCUUCUUUACCCGAUCAUCUGGUUGUGAUGGUUCAUGGAAUUCUCGGAAGUGCUGACGAUUGGAAGUUCGGAGCUGAGCUAUUUGUGCACAAGCUACCUGAUAAACUAUUUGUUCAUUGUAGUGAGCGAAAUGUUGCUAAGCGUACAUUAGAUGGUGUGGAUAUAAUGGGUGAACGGUUGACAGAAGAGGUCCUUGAGGUGAUUAAACAGAAGCCAUACCUGCAGAAGAUUUCUUUUGUUACGCACUCUGUUGGAGGAUUGGUAGCAAGAUAUGCAAUUGGAAAACUGUUUAGACCUCUGCCUGUAGAAAUAACCAAUGAUAUAACAGGUCAACCCCGUGAAGAACUAUUUCUUAACGGUACAAUAGGAGGUCUAGAGCCAAUGAACUUUGUCACUGUUGCUACGCCACAUCUUGGUUCGAGGGGAAAUAAGCAGGUACCCUUUCUAUUUGGUGUUACUGCCAUCGAGAAAGUGGCUGGUCAUGUUAUUCAUUGGAUUUUUAGGAGAACAGGAAGGCAUCUUUUUCUUACCGAUAAGGAUGAAGGGAAGCCUCCAUUAUUGAGACAGAUGGUUGAAGAUCAUGGAGAUAAUUUAUUCAUGUCUGCCUUAUAUUCUUUUAAACGUCGAGUGGCAUAUGCUAAUGUUGGUUAUGACCAUAUAGUUGGUUGGAGGACAUCAUCAAUUAGACGUGAUAAUGAACUUCCAAAUUGGGAGCAGUCUUUGAAUGAGAAGUAUCCUCACAUUGUAUAUGAAGAAUUCUGUAAAGCUUUGGAUGUUCGGGAAGAUGUUUCUGCCUAUGAAUGCUCAGACAAGAUAGAAGAGGAACUUGUAACUUAUAUAUCACGGGUGUCAUGGGAAAAGGUUGAUGUCAGCUUCCAUAAUAGCAGACUGAGGUCUGCUGCCCAUAGUUUAAUCCAGGUGAAAGAUCAAAACAUGCAUUCAGAAGGAGCAGAUGUGAUACAACAUAUGAUAGAUCAUCUCAUUCUUUAGAUAUGCUUACCUGAGUUAUAUAUGUCUCAAAGAUCUUUUUCUAUGUCACUUGAACUACUAUAUAUAUUAUACACACUAAUGAAGUAAAUCUAGACAUUUUCUUAUAAUAUUGUAACUUCCAUUGUCAGUGUAAAAUAUAUGUAAAACAGUUUAUGCCAAAUAAUAGAAAUUACACUUUUGUAUUCUACUC